Messenger RNA from Sardina pilchardus (European sardine), 3019 nucleotides. It is a transcript of the gene grm8a, whose product is annotated as glutamate receptor, metabotropic 8a. The coding region runs from base 1 to 2787 and encodes 928 amino acids. Gene Ontology annotation, molecular function: group III metabotropic glutamate receptor activity. The record is from RefSeq and is a predicted model, not a curated record. Gene Ontology annotation, biological process: G protein-coupled glutamate receptor signaling pathway; regulation of synaptic transmission, glutamatergic. Lineage: Eukaryota; Metazoa; Chordata; Actinopteri; Clupeiformes; Clupeidae. The transcript has 10 exons. Gene Ontology annotation, cellular component: plasma membrane.
AUGGCAGCAGCCGCCGCCUCGCCGGCGUCGUCGAGCGCGCCCUCGGCGGCGCUGAGGUGCGACCGGGCCUCGCGGCGCGGCCUCCUGGUGCUGCUGACGGCCGCCUGCUGCUGCAGCUGGCUCCUGGCGCAAGGCCAGCGGCCCGCCGACACCCCCUCGGAGUACGCCCACUCCAUCCGCAUCGACGGCGACGUCAUCCUGGGCGGCCUGUUCCCGGUGCACGCGCGCGGCGAGCGCGGCGUGGCCUGCGGCGAGCUGAAGAAGGAGAAGGGCAUCCACCGGCUGGAGGCCAUGCUCUUCGCCAUCGACCUCAUCAACAAGGACCCCGAGCUGCUGCCCAACGUGACGCUGGGCGCGCGCAUCCUGGACACGUGCUCGCGCGACACCUACGCCCUGGAGCAGUCGCUCACCUUCGUGCAGGCGCUCAUCGAGCGCGACGGCUCCGACGUGCGCUGCGCCAACGGCGACCCGCCCAUCUUCACCAAGCCCGACAAGAUCGUCGGCGUCAUCGGCGCCGCCGCCAGCUCCGUCUCCAUCAUGGUCGCCAACAUCCUGCGGCUCUUCAAGAUUCCUCAAAUCAGCUACGCGUCGACGGCGCCGGACCUUAGCGACAACACGCGCUACGACUUCUUCUCCCGCGUCGUGCCGCCCGACUCCUACCAGGCGCAGGCCAUGCUGGACAUCGUCACGGCGAUGGGGUGGAACUACGUGUCCACGUUGGCCUCGGAGGGCAGCUACGGCGAGAGCGGCGUGGAGGCGUUCGUCCAGAUCUCCAGGGAGAUCGGUGGUGUGUGCAUUGCGCAGUCGCUCAAGAUCCCCCGCGAGCCGAAAUCCGGCGAGUUUUUCAAGAUCAUCGACCGGCUGAUGGAGACCCCCAACGCUCGGGCCAUCAUCAUGUUUGCAAACGAGGAUGACAUCAGACGAGUCCUGGACGCCGCCAGGCGCAGGAACCACACGGGUCACUUCCUGUGGGUGGGCUCUGACAGCUGGGGCUCCAAGAUCUCGCCGGUGGAGGGCCAGGAGCUCGUGGCCGAGGGCGCCAUCACCAUCCUGCCCAAGCGCGCCUCCGUGGAAACUUUUGAUCGCUACUUCAAGAGCCGCUCGCUGUCCAACAACAGGAGGAACGUGUGGUUCGCCGAGUUCUGGGAGGAGAACUUCAACUGCAAGCUGGGCAUGCACGGCAAGCGACCCGGAAGCCCCAAGAAGUGCACAGCUUUGGAGAAAGUGGGCAAGGACUCGUCCUACGAGCAGGAGGGCAAGGUCCAGUUUGUGAUGGACGCCGUGUACGCCAUGGCCCACGCACUGCACCGCAUGCACAAGGAGCUGUGCUACGGCUACCCGGGCCUCUGCCCCCGCAUGAGCAACAUCAACGGCAAGGAGCUGCUGGGCUACAUCCGCGCCGUCAACUUUAACGGGACUGCUGGGACCCCCGUGGUGUUCAAUGAGAAUGGGGACGCGCCAGGACGCUACGACAUCUUCCAGUACCAGAUGAACAACAGGUCCACCGCCGAGUACAAAGUCAUCGGCCACUGGUCCAACAAUCUGCACUUGAACGUGAGCGUCAUGCGCUGGCGGACGCGCGACCCCCUGCUGCCGCUGUCCAUCUGCAGUGCCCCGUGCCGCACGGGCGAGCGCAAGAAGAUCGUCAAGGGCGUGCCGUGCUGCUGGCACUGCGAGCGCUGCGAGGGCUACCACUUCCAGGCCAGCGAGCUGACGUGCGAGCUGUGCCCGUACGAGCAGCGCCCGGACGCCAACCGCACGGGCUGCCAGCCCAUCCCCAUCAUCAAGCUGGAGUGGUACUCGCCCUGGGCCGUGGUGCCCGUCUUCGUCUCGGUGCUGGGCAUCCUGGCCACCACCUUCGUCAUCGUCACGUUCGUCCGCUACAACGACACGCCCAUCGUGCGCGCCUCGGGCCGCGAGAUGAGCUACGUGCUGCUGACCGGCAUCUUCCUGUGCUACGCCAUCACCUUCCUGAUGAUCGCCGCGCCCGACGUGGCCGUGUGCUCCUUCCGCCGCCUCUUCCUGGGCCUGGGCAUGUGCUUCUCGUACGCCGCGCUGCUGACCAAGACCAACCGCAUCCACCGCAUCUUCGAGCAGGGCAAGAAGUCGGUGACGGCGCCGCGCUUCAUCAGCCCCGCCUCGCAGCUGGUCAUCACCUUCAGCCUCAUCUCCGUGCAGCUGCUGGGCGUGCUGGUGUGGUUCGCCCGCGACCCGCCGCACAUCCUGGUCGACUUCGACGAGCAGCGCGCGCAGGACCCGCUCAAGGCCCGCGGCGUGCUCAAGUGCGACAUCUCGGACCUGUCCCUCAUCUGCUCGCUGGGCUACAGCAUCCUCUUGAUGGUCACAUGCACUGUUUACGCCAUCAAGACGCGGGGCGUGCCCGAGACCUUCAACGAGGCCAAGCCCAUUGGAUUUACUAUGUACACUACCUGCAUCAUUUGGCUAGCUUUUAUACCCAUCUUCUUCGGAACGGCACAGUCAGCAGAAAGGAUGUACAUCCAGACGGCCACGUUGACCAUCUCCAUGAGCCUGAGCGCCUCGGUGUCGCUGGGGAUGCUCUACAUGCCCAAGGUGUACAUCAUCAUCUUCCACCCGGAGCAGAACGUGCCCAAGCGCAAGCGCAGCUUCAAGGCCAUCGUCACCGCCGCCACCAUGUCCGGGAAGCUGAGCCAGAAGGCCGGCGACCGGCCCAACGGAGAGGUCAAGACGGAGCUUUGCGAGAGCAUGGAGACCAACACUUCCUCCACCAAGACGACGUACGUCAGCUAUAGCAAUCAUGCCAUCUGAGUGGGGGACACAACCACGGAGGGACCCCCCCCCACACACCCACCCCUCCACCGAGGACACCCCCCCUCCCCCACAUGAGGAACCGUCCUGCUUUUUUUUCGUCGCGAGGAGGAGGAGGAAGAGGAAGAGGAGGAGAGCUUUCUGUAAGCGAGCGAAUGAGCAAGCAUGAGACUUUUUUUUCUAACAUCUCUCCCCAGCAUUGAAUCUCCAGCCCCAGUGGUGGGGGACGGGA